AUGGGAAUUCCUAAGCUUCUUGGUGUGUUUCUAGUAAUGGAAAUGAUGAGUGGCUUCAGAUCUGGAGCACAUGGUUUGAGUAUGGAAUAUUACAUUAUGAGCUGCCCGAUGGCUGAAUUUAUCGUGAGAAAUUCAGUCAUCAGAGCCUUGCAAGCUGAUCCAACCUUAGCAGCAGGCCUAAUCAGAAUGCAUUUCCAUGACUGCUUCAUAGAGGGAUGUGAUGCGUCAAUUCUCCUAGAUUCAACAAAAGACAACACAGCAGAGAAGGACUCCCCUGCAAAUUUGAGCCUUAGAGGCUAUGAAGUUAUUGAUGCUGCAAAAGAGGAGCUUGAAAAACAAUGCCCUGGCGUUGUCUCAUGCGCUGAUAUAGUUGCAAUGGCUUCUACAUAUGCAGUUUUUGAGGCUGGAGGUCCAGUAUAUGACAUACCCAAAGGAAGAAAGGACGGAAGUAGGUCUAAAAUACAAGACACGAUCAACCUGCCUCCACCCACCUUGAAUGCCUCUGAACUCAUUAAAAUGUUCGGGCAACAUGGUUUUACUGCCCAAGAAAUGGUGGCUCUAUCUGGUGCACAUACACUAGGUGUAGCCAGGUGCUCUUCAUUCAAAAACCGAUUGCGUGAUGCUGUGGAUCCAAACUUAGAUUCAGGGUUUGCAAAGCAACUGACCAAAAUCUGCAGUGCCGGGGACAAUACCGAGCAGCCCUUCGACGCGACGAGAAACCAUUUCGAUAACCUUUACUUCAAUGCACUGCAGCGGAACACCGGACUGCUGGCUUCUGACCAAACUCUGUUUGCAUCUGCAAGAACCAGAAACAUUGUAAAUGGUUAUGCCUUCAACCAAGCCAUGUUCUUCUUUGAUUUUCAACAGGCAAUGGUGAAAAUGAGCACGCUGGAUGUUAAGGAAGGUUUCAAAGGAGAAGUGCGACAAAACUGCCGCAAAAUCAAUUAA
Molecule: messenger RNA, 948 nt
Organism: Prunus armeniaca (apricot)
Lineage: Eukaryota; Viridiplantae; Streptophyta; Magnoliopsida; Rosales; Rosaceae
Source: the annotation of a GenBank genome assembly